Triticum turgidum subsp. durum (durum wheat) is the source of this 876-nucleotide messenger RNA. NCBI's taxonomy places the organism in Eukaryota, Viridiplantae, Streptophyta, Magnoliopsida, Poales, Poaceae. The record is from the annotation of a GenBank genome assembly.
AUGCCAGGGCUUCUGCUUCUUUCUGUACAUACCUGUAUAUAUAGGGACAAGCCCAUAGGCAGAACUCAACACCAUCGCAGAGCAGCUUCUCUCAUCUUCUAUCUCCAGAGAGCAAACGAAAAAACUUCAGCUUCCAACACAAUCAUGGCACCCCACCUCAGGUCCACGAGUGUGCCUUCCAGCCCUCGAUCCGGCGAAACCGAUGUCGAUCAACAGCUGCAUAGCCUAAACACAGCCACCGUCUCUCCCUUAUCAACAAUUGGGACAGUGUGUGUUGGGCUAAGGAGGCUUGGAGACAUCUAUGACUGCAUCGAUGAGCUCACAUGCUUGCCUAGCAGCCAAAUUCUCCUCUGCAAAACGCAGCAAAGGAUUUCUGUGGAGCAAGAGCUCGAGCGCUCCCUUAUCUUGCUUGACCUCUGCAAUGUCGUGCAAGUCAGCUUUUCCGAGCUCAAGGCAAGCGUCCAAGACAUGCAGUUGGUUAUCAAGAGAGGAGAAGAUGCAGCUCUUCAGGUCAAGAUUCAGUCUUGGUUUCACCAGAUUAAGAAAGUGCAAAAAACGCUCAAGAAGAACACCAAGAAGUCUUCUUCGGCUGAUCUGGAGAGCUGCAGAGUGGUCAGGUUGUUGACUGAAGCUAGAGAAGCCGCUGUCACAAUGAUUGGAUCCUCAAUGGAACUCCUGUCGAAGCAAAUUGCACCACCGAAUUCUAACAAGUGGGCUCUUGUGUCAAAGGCAUUCCAGAAGAAAAGAGUUAAUUGCGAAGAGGAGCAACUGCAGGUGCUGGAGUUGGACAUCGUUGAUCUUGAGAGUGGAGUUGAGACUUUGUUCAGGAGAUUGAUUCAGAGCAGAGUCUCUCUUCUAAAUAUUCUCAGUUUGUAG